GGUAGCGAAUCCUUUCACAUGACUGACUCUCGAUCCCCUUUGUGACGGCGGCAGCAGCAGCAACGACGACGACACAAGUCUCCCCACCCUCAGUGAUUGUUAAGCCACAGAUCCUAAUUCUCGAUUCUUCCUAAAUCCUGAGGUUUUUGCUGCCAUGGGGAAGAAAGCAAAGAAGAAAGCUCGAACUCCAACUAAGGAGAAUCUCACCAAGAAGGUCUCUGAACAUCCUAGUGAAAUAGCUGAGGAGGCAGUUAAGGAGAAGCAAGCUUGUGUGCAUUUCGACAAGGGUCUUAAUUUAGAUAAAGUGUUAGAGAAGAUUAAGUCUUCCCGGGUGAUCAAGUGUCAUGAAUGCAAGGAAGGGGCGAAAGGAAAAGGUAGUAAUAAGGGGAAACAUUCUCCUUCUUCUUCUUCUGAUAGAAAAGCUAUUUGGGUUUGUUUGGAAUGUGGCUGUUAUGUCUGCGGAGGCGUUGGUUUGCCAACUUUACCGCAGAGUCAUGUCCUCAAGCAUAUCAGAAUGACACGUCACCGUUUGGUGAUUCAAUGGGAGAAUCCUCAGUUGAGAUGGUGUUUCCCCUGCAACUCGCUUCUCCCUAACGGUGAGAAGAAAGAUGUGUUGUUGGAGGUUGUGAAACUGAUGAAAGAACGGUCUUUAAACAGUUUAGCUCCUUCUUCAUCUGAUGAUGCCCAAGGAAGUGGGAGUUUCACUACCGACAUCAAAUUAGAAAGUGAUGGUUAUGUUGUGAGAGGUUUAGUUAACCUUGGGAACACAUGUUUCUUUAACUCUAUAAUGCAGAAUCUUCUCUCUUUAGAUCAGUUACGAUCCCACUUCUUGAAGGAUGAUGUGUCUGGUGUUGGUCUACCUCUUGCUUCUUCUUUAAGGAAACUAUUCGCUGAGAUGAAGCCAGAGGCGGGUUUAAAGAGUGUUGUAAACCCUAGAGCCUUUUUUGCGACGUUCUGCGCUAAGGCGCCGCAGUUUAGAGGUUAUGACCAGCAUGACAGCCACGAGCUGCUGCGCUGUUUGCUGGAUUCGUUGAGCACGGAAGAAUCUGCCUGGAGGAAGAGGCGUGGUGGUGUUUGUGAUGAUGAUGAGAAGGCUACUACUACUGCUACUCUCGUGGAGUCUGUGUUUGGAGGCGAGACUUCGAGCAUUGUUUCUUGUAUUGAGUGUGGGCAUUCCUCGAAAAUCUAUGAGCCGUUUUUGGAUCUUUCUUUACCUGUACCGUUUAAGAAAACUCCUCCUAAGAAGCAGCAAGCCCUUUCUCGAGCAAAGAAAGGUAAGUUUCCACCAAAGAGAACCGCUAAGAAUGUGUCAAAGGUGAGUAAAGUUUCAAAAGUCCUCCCAGCUAAGGUUGCUACAGCUGAUUCGGACAAUGGUGCGGUUUCAGAGACUCCUUCGGUUAUAACUCUUGACAAUAAGGAGGCAUCAGAGAAUGUAGCACAAAGUGAUACUGUUUUUGAUAGCUUCUGGUUGGACGUUAUUGCACCAGAACCCGCUGGAGAUGAGACAAAUCUUGAUAUGGAAGAUAGCGUUAGUGAUAAAACCCCAACACCUGAGGCUAGUCAAACUGUUCCAUGUCCAAAUAUUCCUGCCAAUACUUCAGUUUCAUUGGGUGAUCAGGCUUCAGAAGGUAACGCAGAGAGACUGAUACAAGAUAGUGACGAGUUUGCAAAGGCAGAUGAAAAAGAUGUACAAGCGACGCAGUCUGAUGAAUGCACAGCUACAAGCGCUAUUUCUGCUGAGAUCAGUCAAGAUAGUUGCAUUGGUUUGGAUCCUGGUUUAGGGGAAAGUUCGUCCUCGGUGAAUCCUUGGGAUGAGGAAGAGGUUCCGUUGAUGGUUGCAGAUUCACAAGUCCUCUACAUGCCAUACAAAGAAAACGUAUCUUCCUAUGAUGAGGGUGAGGCUUCAUCUUCAUUUGUUAGUGGUGAUAAUCAAGAACCAGAAAACAAUGAUUUUGUUGGUUUAGGCGGUUUAUUUGAUGAGCCUGAGGUUACCGAAGGGCCUGUUGUUUUUGGACCUCCUUGUAAGCCUGAAGCUUCUUCGGGAGUUGUUGGUUUUAUGGCGUUCAGCAGCGAGUCUGAUCCUGAAGAAAUAGAUGAUUCGGAUUCACCGGUGUCUGUAGAGAGGUGUUUAGCUCAUUUCACUAAGCCUGAGAUUUUGUCUGACGACAAUGCUUGGAAUUGCGAGAACUGUUCAAAGAACCUGAAACUCCAACGGUUGAGAGAAAAGAGAAAAUCAAGCAACACCAGCAGCAACGGAUGGGUGAGUGAAAAUGAAGAUGGAGUUUUGGGAGAAACCGAUGUGAAGCAAGAUCCAAGUGAUAGUGGAAGAGAAGCUAUGAGUUCUAAUGACAGUGAAUCCGAAGGCGAAGAAGAUUCAAAGAAAGUGAUAACAGUGAAAAGAGAUGCAACUAAAAGAGUACUUUUAAACAAAGUUCCACCUGUCUUAACCAUUCAUCUAAAGCGAUUCAGCCAAGACCUGCGUGGUAGGCUAAGUAAGUUAAAUGGACAUGUUGCUUUCAAAGAAGUCAUCGAUCUUCGACACUAUAUGGACCCAAGGUGUAGUGGAGAAGACCCGCCGGUUUAUAGAUUAGCUGGAUUGGUGGAGCAUUCAGGGACAAUGAGAGGAGGUCACUAUGUGGCGUAUGUUAGAGGAGGAGGAGGUAAGAAAGUUAAAGAGAGUGACUCCUCUUCCUCAAGUGUGUGGUAUAACGUAAGCGAUGCACAUGUCCGUCAGGUUUCUUUGGACAAGGUUCUGCAUUCAGAAGCGUACAUCUUGUUCUACGAACGGAUCGUCUGAGAUUACAUUUUUGCAAAACAGAGUUUUGAUCUUUCAUUCACUACAGGUUGCGUUUUUGAGGAUCACAUUAGAUCAAUACCAUUAAUUUUGUUUUAUUAUUGUUAUGUUUCAGAGUAACAUUAUAUGUAUUAUCAGAAACAUGUCUGGAUAUACUCGAGGCUCUCAACUAUGUUACAUUUCAAUAGAAUGUAAUCAAUGGUGAAUCUGGCAUUAA
Brassica oleracea var. oleracea is the source of this 3011-nucleotide messenger RNA. Its product is annotated as ubiquitin carboxyl-terminal hydrolase 2-like. Gene Ontology annotation, biological process: protein deubiquitination. Gene Ontology annotation, cellular component: nucleus; cytosol. The coding region runs from base 155 to 2797 and encodes 880 amino acids. The transcript is spliced from 3 exons. Gene Ontology annotation, molecular function: cysteine-type deubiquitinase activity; zinc ion binding; cysteine-type endopeptidase activity. NCBI's taxonomy places the organism in Eukaryota, Viridiplantae, Streptophyta, Magnoliopsida, Brassicales, Brassicaceae. The record is from RefSeq and is a predicted model, not a curated record.